AUGGUGGAUAAGGAUGGUUGGCACUUCACAAAGAAUGGGAAAUAUUCGGGCAAGUCAGGAUAUCAGUUAGAACGGGUAUAUCCGGAUAAGGCAAAACCACCAGAGUUUUAUGGACCCACGGUGGAUAGUCUAAAAGCGUUCUACUGGAACGUGAGAUGUCCUCUGAAGAUUAGACACUUUUUAUGGCAAAUGGUAUCCGGAUGUAUUGCUGUUAAGAAGAAUUUGCAAGCAAGAGGAAUAAGGGGAGAUAUUUGUUGUGCUAGAUGUGGAGCUGAGGAGGAAUCAAUAAACCAUGUGUUCUUUGAGUGCCCUCCUGCGCAACAAGUUUGGGCCUUGUCAAAGAUACCGUUAAACCCAGUUUACUUUCCUACUAGCUCGCUCUUUACGAAUAUGGAUCACCUCUUUUGGAGGGUACUCCCGAAGAUGAAGGAUCAUCAUUUUGCGUGGUUAUUAUGGUAUAUUUGGAAAGGAAGGAAUAAUAAGGUGUUCAGUAAUUUGGAUAUUGACCCAAGGGAGACAAUUAAGCUUGCGGAAACCGAAUCAACGCUUUGGGCGGAAGCUCAGGUGUUGAAGACAAAACAGCUAACACAACAGGGUGAGGGUUUGCACCGUCAGCUGAGGGUAGGUCGUUGGUGCUUUAUAAAUGGUUCCUGGAAAGACAAAGAGCCUUACUCAGGCCAAGGAUGGUAUAGUACACUCGAGGGAUUCCAGGAGGAAUGGCCGGCGUUUGAGAGUUACCGGCACGAUAUAACGAUACUGAAGACAAGUUUUAUUAGCUCAGAGAUCAUUCAUGUACCCCGGACAGAGAACAAAAAGGCGGAUAGCCUAGCACGAUGUGCAAGGAAACAAUCGUCUUUCGUCGUUCACAUGGAUGUGGAACUACCAGUUUGGUUCGCAGAGUCUAUAUGA
Brassica napus (rape) is the source of this 909-nucleotide messenger RNA. RefSeq lists its product as uncharacterized. Bases 1 to 909 code for a protein of 302 amino acids. The record is from RefSeq and is a predicted model, not a curated record. The transcript is spliced from 2 exons. NCBI's taxonomy places the organism in Eukaryota, Viridiplantae, Streptophyta, Magnoliopsida, Brassicales, Brassicaceae.